This is a messenger RNA of Panicum virgatum (switchgrass), 1423 nucleotides long. RefSeq lists its product as uncharacterized. Gene Ontology annotation, cellular component: plasma membrane. The record is from RefSeq and is a predicted model, not a curated record. Bases 1 to 1170 code for a protein of 389 amino acids. Lineage: Eukaryota; Viridiplantae; Streptophyta; Magnoliopsida; Poales; Poaceae. The transcript is spliced from 4 exons. Gene Ontology annotation, molecular function: D-type glycerophospholipase activity. Gene Ontology annotation, biological process: phospholipid catabolic process.
AUGCAUCAAUGGCACCGGGUGGAGGCACGACCCGGUGCUAUUGGUGCAGACAUUGGCACCGGGUCACGCCAUAACCCGGUGUCAGUGCAUACCUUAGAUAUAUGCACCGUCCGAUCCGUGUCCAUUCAUCUCUCACAUCUCUCAUUCUCUCGUCUCUCUCAUCUCUCAUUCUCUACCUCUCAUCUCUCCCACCUCUCCCACUGCCUUAUCUCUGUGAGACUGGGAGCGGAGGGGGCGCACGAGAGGGCCGAGCGGGCCGCCGCCGCCGCGGGAGCCGAGCGCGGCCCGCCCAAGCCGGGCUCGGCCAUCCGCAUCUCCGCCACCUUCGUCCCGGCGGGCAGCACCCCGCCGCCCUGGCUCCUCCCCGGCGGCGUCCCGGCGUUCUUCCCGCCGCGGCGCGGCUGCGACGUGAGGCUGUACCAGGACGCGCACGUCGGGGCCGGUGAGCUGGGCGGCGAGCCCGGGCGGUGCUGGGAGGAGCUGUGCCUGGCGGUGCUGGGCACGCAGCACCUCGUCUACGUGGUGGGCUGGUCGGCGUUCACCAGGGUCCGGCUGCUGCGGGGCGCCAUGUCGCCGGAGAUGGCGGCCAAGGCGGCCGAGGUGAGGGCGCUGGGCGGCGUGGCGGUGGAGGACAUGAGCCUGGGUGACCUGCUCAAGUACAAGUCCCAGGAGGGCGUCCGGGUGCUCCUCCUCUGCGAGGACACCACCUCACUCCACAACUUCUUCCUACGGACGAGGGGCGUGAUGCAGACGCACGGCGAGGAGACCAAGAAGUUCUUCAGGCACUCGUCUACAACCCCACAUUCCGGGAGGAGGAGGAUGCCAAGAAGCUGGGUCCCCGGCAGCCGUGGCACGACAUGCACUGCCGGCUGGACGGGCCGGCGGCGUACGACGUCCUCGAAAACUUCGAGCAGCGCUGGAGGAAGACGACGAGGCUGCGCCUCAAGGGUGUGCUACCGUUCGGCAAGAAGGCGCACUGGAAGGAGGACGCCCUGCUCAAGCUCGAGCGCAUCACCUGGAUCCUCAGCCCCGCCGCCAAGUCUGAUGCUGAUGCCGCCGCCGCCGCCGGCGACGACGACGACGAGCAGCAAGCCCUGCAGGUCCUGUCGGAGCACGACCCCGAGCGCUGGCACGCCCAGGUGUUCCGGUCGGCGGACGCCGGGUCCCUGAGGCGGUUCCCGCGCCCCUGGGACGGCGAAGCCAUGGCGCGGCACCACCUGCUGGGCGACAAGAAUCUGGCGGUGGAGUAGAGCAUCCACACGGCGUACGUCCGGGCGAUCCGGUCGGCGGAGCGCUUCGUCUACAUCGAGAACGAGCGCUUCAUCGGCUCGUCGUAUCUAUUUUAUGGGAUUAAUGGACUGAAUCUAUCUUGUGAACGAUUUUUUUUGAAUGAUUUGUCGGAUCUAUGAGUAUUUUUUUGGAU